AAAUUUGCAUGCUUUGCAAUUUGCAACUAGUCAUGCAUCAACAAGACAUAGGACGCUAAGCAUACAUAGUGCAGUGCGUGUCUCUCUUGCUCGCCAAUUGCUUGGUCCAACUUGAUCGUCCAUGGCCGUCCACCAUCCGCACCUCCUCGACUUCUCGCCGCCUCCGAGCACGGUGGCCAUGGAGGCGCCCCCACCCUCCUUCGACCACGGCCAGCUCCUCGCGCUCCAUGUCGACGGCAGCGACGACAUGCUGUCCCUAGGAGGAGGCUUGCCUACUACUGCACACCGUGUCCUCGCCGACGACACGGCAGCAUGGCCGCCGCCGCAGGGCGCGGUCUCCCUCUCCUUGUGCAACUACGGCACGGCGGGAGGAUCGUCGUCGCUGUUCGGCCACGACCAGCAACAGUUCGCCGUGCCUCCGGCGGCGGUGUCGCUGCAGGCGCCUAAUAACCACCUGCCGUGGCCGAGCGUGCAGCCGUUCCAGCUGCGGAGCUCCAAGUACCUGGACCCUGUGCAGGAUUUGCUCACCGACUUCUGCAGCCUCGAAGUCGAAGGGGACUUGCACGCCAUGAACGGCGUCAACAAGAGAGCUCCGAAAGCAGCAGGCAAGUGGGAGGACGUGGAGCCGUCGUGGUCCUCGGGACUUUGGGGCCAUCCGUCUCUGAGCUCCAUGGAUCUCUUGGAGCUUGAGAGGAGGAAGAGCAGGCUCUUGUCCAUGGUUGAAGAGGUGGACAGGCGGUACCGGCGGUACCGGGAGCAGCUGAGGGCGGUGGAGGUGUCGUUCGAGGCGGUGGCCGGAGCCGGGGCGUCGCAGGUGUACACGAGGCUGGCCCUGCGCGCCAUGUCGCGGCACUUCCGGUGCCUGCGUGACGCGCUGGUGGCGCAGGUGCGCGCGCUGAGGAAGGCCAUGGGGGAGAGGCAGCAGGACGGCUACGGCGGCGGCGGCCCGGCGGCGGCGGGGGCGACCAAGGGGGAGACGCCGCGGCUCAAGGUGCUGGACCAGCGCCUGCGGCAGCAGCGGGCGUUCCAGCAGCAUCCGGGCGGCAUCGAGAACUACCCGUGGCGGCCGCAGCGCGGCCUGCCGGAGCGCGCCGUCGCCGUCCUCCGCGCCUGGCUCUUCGAGCACUUCCUCCACCCGUAUCCGAAUGACGUGGACAAGCACAUUCUGGCGCGGCAGACAGGGUUAUCCAGAAGCCAGGUUUCCAACUGGUUCAUCAACGCAAGGGUGAGGCUGUGGAAGCCCAUGAUAGAGGACAUGUACGCGGGUGAGGUGAAGCAGCAGCGAUCAGAGUCAGAGGCGACGACACAAAACCCUACUAGCGCCGGCGACGGAGUCGCCGUCAAAGCUGAGCACAACGCAACGGCGGGAGCCAUGGGAGGAGAAAGCCACCACCACUUCCGAUCAGCUACAUUGUGAUUGUGACGGACGGCGGCGACCAUCUGUUCAGUAGUAGCUGUCCAACCAUGCAUGGGAGUCACGGCGGCGCGGUGUCGCUUACUCUGGGGCUCCUGCAGCAGCUGCAGCCGAUGAUGCCGCAUGAUCUGCUGGCAGGGUAGCUGCAAGCAGCAGCCCGUCCUUCAUGAGACCUGUAGAUUUAGAUAACCGAGCUAGUUUCAGUAAAAGUCCAUCUGCUCCAGCAGCCCAUAUCCUCCGGAUGAGAAAGACUGUAUUUUGUACUAUAUUGAUUUCAUAUCCAAUACAUACAUACAUACAUACA
Messenger RNA from Panicum hallii, 1718 nucleotides. RefSeq names its product homeobox protein BEL1 homolog. Lineage: Eukaryota; Viridiplantae; Streptophyta; Magnoliopsida; Poales; Poaceae. The record is from RefSeq and is a predicted model, not a curated record. The transcript is spliced from 3 exons. Gene Ontology annotation, molecular function: RNA polymerase II cis-regulatory region sequence-specific DNA binding; DNA-binding transcription factor activity, RNA polymerase II-specific. Gene Ontology annotation, biological process: regulation of transcription by RNA polymerase II. The coding region runs from base 122 to 1417 and encodes 431 amino acids.